UACACACUUCGUGAUGUUUUCAUUUAGUUUUACCUCUUCGAAUAUAUUUUUCAAUGAAUUGUAUUAAAAAUAUUUAUUAUUGAUAAGCAGUCCAAUUCAAUGAAAAGUUUGUAUAUAAAAUAUCUUUUAAAAGCCGUAUGAACAGUUCACAAAGUUAGAGUGUUUUUUAAAAGAUUGGACAAAGAAAAGGAGGUAGUUAGGAAAGUUAUUCUGUACAAGUGGUAACAAGAACAAACUUUGUGUAUAUCUGUAAAAGAGGAAGAAACUAACAUGGCUAACGUGCAACUAAACGGAGUGAAAGAACUCGACACUGAACAAUACUCCGACGAAAAGAGUAAGUUGGAUCCAAAUGGAGUUGAUGAGAAAGUCGCUCUUGGUGAUUCUGAUGUCGAAGUAAAAGAUCGCGAGUCAUGGGGGCACAAAACAGAGUUUAUCUUAGCAUCUGUUGGAUUAGCAGUUGGCCUUGGAAAUGUUUGGAGGUUCCCCUACCUAUGUCAAAAAAAUGGCGGAGGUGCAUUUCUUAUUCCGUAUUUUAUCAUGAUGGUCAUAGAGGGGCUUCCUCUUUUUUAUAUUGAGUUUGCUAUUGGUCAACGCUUUAAACGCAGCGCCAUUGGUUGUUUUCAAAAGAUGCAUCCAGCUCUUACUGGGAUUGGUGUAUCUUGUGUGGUGAUUUCUAUGAUGUUGUGUAUUUACUAUGUCGCUGUGAUUGCGUGGUGUUUCUACUAUUUGUUCGUUUCGUUUACAUCCAAGUUGCCAUGGAGAUUGGAAAAUUGCCCGCGCUAUGACGAAUACAAUGUGUUAAGGGGACAAUGCGCCGCCUCAACUCCGUACAAUAAGAGCGGAUCUUUUAAUACGAGCGGAUCUUUCAAUACGAGCGGAUCUUUCAAUACGAGCGGAUUCUUCGAUAUGAGCGGAUUUUUUAAUAUCAGCAGAUCUUUUAAUACGAGCUUGAAGAAUUCCACAACCAAUUCCACAACUAACACAACACACAACGGCUAUUGUGAUCAAGUGAGAACAUUUUCAGACUGUUGCGUUCAAGAUCCACAGUUAUAUUAUUUCUACAGAAAAGCUCUCAAUAUUUCGCCCUCCAUUAACAGUUUGGGGGAGGGAAUUAACUGGAAACUCGUUGGCUGUUUGAUCCUGUCUUGGGCGGUAGUAUAUGCUUGUAUUGUUAAAGGCGUGAAAUCAAGCGGAAAGGCUGUUUAUUUCACUGCAACGUUUCCCUACAUCGUGCUUAUCAUCUUGUUCUUCGCCGGCGUGACUUUAGACGGAGCAUCUAUUGGUUUGAAGGCUUUAUUUUAUCCUGAUUUUGAAAAACUAAAAGAUCCACAAAUUUGGAUGGAUGCGGCAACACAAAUGUUUUUCACGUUGAGUUUGGGUUUCGGUGCAUUAGUUUCAUUCGCCAGUUACAUGCCUAUCAAAAACAACUGCGUGAGAGAUGCUUACACGGUGGUAUUUAUCAACUGCGGGACGUCUAUAUUUGCUGGCAUUGUUGUAUUUUCUAUUUUGGGACAUCGAGAACACGUUUUAGGACCAAAUGCUGGCUCAUUAGAAGAGAUUGGUGGAGGUCCUGGUCUUGCUUUUAUUACUUUUUGUGACGCCUUUCUUCAAAUGCCCAUUUCUCCAUUAUGGUCCAUUCUAUUUUUUAUCAUGUUGAUAUUACUUGGUAUUGAUUCAGAGUUCGGAACAUUAGAAGGUGCCAUUGCUCCAUUUUAUGAUAUGGGAUGGGUGACGAUGGGAAAAUCAAAAUUUACAGCAAUUGUCGCUGUUUGUAUGAUGAUUGUUGGACUUGGUCUGGUAUCCUCGCCAGGAUUCUAUGCUUUUCAAAUAUUCGACGAUUUUUCUGUAUCGUUAGGCCUCUUAUUUAUCGCGUUUUUCCAAACUAUUGGUGUUUCCUGGGUCUAUGGCAAUGACCGAUUUGCUGAUGAUAUUGAAUAUAUGACUGGUAAACGACCUUAUCUUUUUUGGAUGAUUUGUUGGAAAUAUAUUUCACCAUUAGCUAUAUUUAUCAUCUUCGUUGCAAACUGUGCAAAACUUGGAUCAAAGGGCGCUUUCUACAAUGUGUAUGUUGGAUGCGUCAACCAAUUGCAAAACUUCUCUCCGUUGCAUAUGGGAACGAAAAAGUCGACAGCUAAAGUGCAUUACCCUGGGUGGGCACAAUUCAUUAUUUUUGUUUUCAUCACAAUUACAAUGGUACCGAUUAUAGUGUAUUUGGUAAAAGACUUUAUUAAGAAUCCACAACAAUGGAAGGAUGGGUUGAAAAAGAAAUUGACUUCGUUAGUUGAUUACCAUCCAGAUCCAUACCGAAUUGACCCAAGUCGACGAAAGUCACCAGAAGAAGUCGAAAUUGAUAUCUUGAAGGGAUAAAUCUGCCUAGCCAUACGCAUAUUGCUAACUUCUGCUCGAAUUAUAACUAGUGGCAUACAAAAGAUUUGUGUUAUCAACUUUUUUAUAUAUAUAUAUUUCAACGUUUUCCAGUCAGGUUGGCCCACAGACUGUGAUAUAUAAUUAUGUUAGGCUGUGAUGUUCUAGUUUGCUUACUGCACUUGGAGCGGAAGGUCAAAAUAUGAACAUGGAAAUGUGAAAAUUGUUAAUUAUUAUUACUUAUAAUGAAUUGUUUUUACUGUAGAAAAAUUGUCUAUAUAUCAGAAAA
Messenger RNA from Hydractinia symbiolongicarpus, 2653 nucleotides. RefSeq names its product sodium-dependent neutral amino acid transporter B(0)AT3-like. Gene Ontology annotation, cellular component: membrane. Bases 271 to 2367 code for a protein of 698 amino acids. The transcript is spliced from 11 exons. The record is from RefSeq and is a predicted model, not a curated record. Gene Ontology annotation, biological process: sodium ion transmembrane transport. NCBI's taxonomy places the organism in Eukaryota, Metazoa, Cnidaria, Hydrozoa, Anthoathecata, Hydractiniidae.